AUCAUUGGGGGACUUUAAAGCUGACGUUCAAUGAUGGUGACGGGGUCGGAUCCGUGUGUUUAGUUCACUCUAGCUUGUCAUUCUUGUAUAAAAUACCGUCUUUAGCGUUCUAACGGGAUUCAGCCCGGUUAUCUGGACGCCGGUUCCGGUUGCACACCGACGUCACUUAGCGGAGUGACGCGUAGCGAGAUACACGAACGUGUUCGGCUAGCUAACGUUGGUCCGUUUCUUUUCGUUAAUGCUUAUUCUUGUUGGGUUUUCUCUUUCGCGUGUGUAUGUUCCGCGUCGCUAGGACGGCUUCGUCGUCUUUUUGCUAGAGAAGCCGCCAUGUUCCACAACAGCUCACAGAAGAAGUUCUGGAUCUAUAAAAACGAGGACGAGCUGGAGCAGCUCAGGUGCGCGGCCAAUGAGAAAUUCCGCAGGAAGGCACUGGAAAGUGGAAAGCCGGCUGCCGGCGACGCCAUGUUGCUGGAGCGCCGUGAGGAGGACGCGCUGUUUCGACACUACGAGAGGAGGCUGCUGGACUUCUGCUGCGCCUUUAAACCCGUGAUGCCCAAGUCUGUGGUGGGCACAGCCAUCAUGUACUUCAGGAGAUUCUACCUGAACAACUCGAUCAUGGAGUAUCACCCCAGGAUUAUCAUGCUAACGUGUGCAUACCUGUCCUGUAAGGUGGAUGAAUUCAACGUGUCCAGUACCCAGUUUGUGGCAAAUCUGCUGCAGGAGACUCCAGCAGGACAGGAAAGGGUCGCAGAGCAAAUCCUAGAGUAUGAGCUGCUGCUCAUCCAGCAGCUCAAUUUUCACUUGGUGGUCCACAACCCCUACAGACCCAUGGAGGGUCUGCUCAUAGACCUCAAGACUCGAUACCCGAUCCUGGAGAACCCGGAGUCGCUGAGGAAGAGUGCCGAUGACUUCUUAACCCAGGCAGCCAUGACGGAUGCAGGGCUUCUGUUUUCUCCGUCCCAGAUCGCUCUGACCGCCAUCCUAAACAGCGCUUCCAGAGCUGGUCUCAACAUGGAAAGCUACCUGACUGAAUUCUUGGGCCUGAAAGAGGACAAAGAGACUCUUUCCAAGAUGUACGACUCCAUGCGACGGAUGAAAACCCUCCUGAAGAAGUAUGAGCUUCCCAAACAGGAGGAGGUGAACUUUUACAAACAGAAGCUGGAGAGGAUUCAUGCUGAAUUUAGCGCUUCAAGCAACAAACGAAAAAGAGGAUAUGAAGAAGACGACCACGUGGCUAAAGAACCUCGUCUGACUGAAGAGGACUGGACUGAUGAAGACCUCCUAUGAGCUUUAUUGGAUUAGGGUAUUAAGCUGUUAAGGUUCCUGCUUUACUCCAGUGUUUUAUAAGGUGUGGUAAAUGCCACGAAAUGAAGUGCACAUUUUGGUUGCAUUUUUUUUUUCAUGCAGAGAGAAUAAAGGUAUUUUUCUACAA
This is a messenger RNA of Fundulus heteroclitus (mummichog), 1432 nucleotides long. RefSeq names its product cyclin H (gene ccnh). The transcript has 9 exons. Gene Ontology annotation, molecular function: cyclin-dependent protein serine/threonine kinase regulator activity. The record is from RefSeq and is a predicted model, not a curated record. Gene Ontology annotation, cellular component: nucleus; transcription factor TFIIK complex. The coding region runs from base 328 to 1287 and encodes 319 amino acids. NCBI's taxonomy places the organism in Eukaryota, Metazoa, Chordata, Actinopteri, Cyprinodontiformes, Fundulidae. Gene Ontology annotation, biological process: regulation of cyclin-dependent protein serine/threonine kinase activity; DNA-templated transcription; regulation of transcription by RNA polymerase II.